AAAUGGCAUGCGAGGUGUUGUUAAAUUUCAGUGAAAUGUUUGGUCAUUCCAGCCACCUAAGAUGGGAGGCUGCAUAGGUUUAACGAGGCCGAGGAACGCCUCCGUUGACGAUACUACAGGAAACUCGUCGCGGGUAAAUUCAGGAAAUUCAAGGAAAAAUCAUCCUCUAUGCCACGAAGUAAUAAGGUGGAAGUCGGAUGUACCAUUGACUGAAGGACAGCUUAGAAGUAAAAGAGAUGAAUUUUGGGACACAGCACCUGCAUUUGAUGGUCGUAAAGAAAUAUGGGAUGCAUUGAGAGCUGGGGCAACUGCAGCAGAAGCUCAAGAUUAUCAGUUAGCACAGGCUAUAUUGGACGGAGCUAAUAUUUCUGUACCAAAUGGUUUUUUGACAGAAUGUUACGAUGAGUUAGGAACCAGAUAUCAAGUCCCAAUUUACUGUUUAUCUUAUCCUAUUAAUAUUGUGAAAGAGGAUAGUGGAAGAGACUCUCCUGCAGAUUGUUCAGAACCCGUCGAUAGCGGAGUUGAACAGACACUAAAGCUGAGACUAUCAACUACAUCCGGUGAAGUAAAAUUGCCUGUUUAUAGCAAAGAUACCAUUGCUAUUGCUAAAAAGAAAUUGCAGAGCCAAGAAGGUUUAGAACCAUCUCGUCAAAGGUGGUUUUUUGGUGGAAAAUUAUUAGGUGAUAAAAUGCAUAUAGAAGAAGCAAAGAUACAGCCUGGUUAUGUAAUACAAGUAAUUGUAAAUCCUGAAAAGUUGGAUGACAGUCCAAUGAAAACAAGCUGAACUACUGUAUAUGUAAGAUACAAGUCACAUUGAACCAACCUUUUUAGUAAGCACUAUCUUACACACAUUCAAGU
Messenger RNA from Dufourea novaeangliae, 858 nucleotides. Its product is annotated as ubiquitin domain-containing protein 1. The record is from RefSeq and is a predicted model, not a curated record. NCBI's taxonomy places the organism in Eukaryota, Metazoa, Arthropoda, Insecta, Hymenoptera, Halictidae. Gene Ontology annotation, molecular function: protein binding. Bases 62 to 784 code for a protein of 240 amino acids. The transcript is spliced from 4 exons.